Colletotrichum higginsianum IMI 349063 is the source of this 2676-nucleotide messenger RNA. Its product is annotated as Fungal specific transcription factor domain-containing protein. The record is from RefSeq and is a predicted model, not a curated record. Gene Ontology annotation, cellular component: nucleus. Bases 1 to 2676 code for a protein of 891 amino acids. The transcript has 6 exons. Gene Ontology annotation, biological process: regulation of DNA-templated transcription; DNA-templated transcription. NCBI's taxonomy places the organism in Eukaryota, Fungi, Ascomycota, Sordariomycetes, Glomerellales, Glomerellaceae. Gene Ontology annotation, molecular function: zinc ion binding; DNA binding; DNA-binding transcription factor activity, RNA polymerase II-specific.
AUGUCGGCGUCAGUCUACGAAUCAAUGAACGGGAUAUCCCCUCCUGGAGUUCACCCUGUGGCCAUGUCCCGUCCACAGGUCGGUAUCGAGCGCCUACCGACCCGCCGGCUAAGCAAUGAGCCCCGGGAAUCCAUGAACUGCAAGUCAUGCCGCAAGCGCAAGAUCAAAUGUAACCGUCUUCGCCCGUCUUGUGAGGCUUGUCAGGUUUUUCAAUGCCCCUGCGUAUAUGAUGCCGUUCCUAAGAAGCGUGGACCGAAGACGGAUGUCCUGGAGGCACUCUUAAAGAGAGUAGAUGGUCUGGAGGCAAAAUUGAAGGAGAAGAAUGCAGGGGACAAGACCCCGACCACGCCAACCACGGCCGGUGUGAAGGACGAGGACGCUUCGCGAUCAGACGACGCUCAAGAAGAUGACCAGAACCCCAACCCCAAACGCCUGGCGCUGGACACAAAAGUAGACGCCGAUGAAUCGGCCGUCUAUUCGCCUGCCCCAGCGAGUGAACCCUCGCCACCCAGCGUUCAGCCCGAUGCACUGCUAGACACUUAUUUCACACGAUUUCACUCUAAGCCAUACCACAUCUUGGACGAGUCUUCCGUUCGGCAACGGCUUCAGCUAAAUCAACUUCCAAACUACUUGGUCCACGGCAUAUACGCUGUUGCAGCGAGAUACACACCCCAUCCCAGCGGAUACCAAUCAGCCGUUCAACUGAGCGAAGAAUUUGCUUCUCGCGCCAGAGCCGAGAUCGACACAGAUGAGCCUUCGGUCGAUGCCCUGCAGGCCCUGCUUCUCCUCGUCAUUGCCUUCACUGCAGCAGGCAAAGGCAAGAAGGCGUACAUGCUGAUGAUGGGCAUGGCAAUGGCUCUUGAGACUCACCGCGAGAUGGAUAGCAACGCCCGCGUCACGCCCGUCGAGCGGGAGAUGAGGCGGAGACUGUUCUGGACGUGCUAUUUGCUAGACCGAUUUCUCGCAUGUGGUUCCAAACGGCCCUCACUCGUUGGCGACAAAACCAUCCUCCUCCGGUUGCCGUGCUGGUCGCCAAAUCCUUCCGUGCCCCCGGUUGACGGAGAAUUUUUUCAGUCCGGUUCCAACCUGCAGUUUCUCCAGGGCAGCGGCAAGAAGUCUCAAGGGAGCACGGGAAUGCUCAUCGACAUUAGCCGCAUCCUAGGCAUCACGAACCGUUACCUGGCAGCGGGAGGGGUGAAGGGUGACUCUCACUUCCCGUGGCACUCGCUCUCGAAUUUGUCCAAAAUUCGCCAAGACCUGGACAUCUGGGCUUCCGGUACCGAGGACGUCUUUUCAAGUCUGGACACGCUGUUCGGUCAACCUGACUCGACCAUUCUGGUGCUGAGCAAGCUCAUCUAUCACCUCAUCCAUUGCCUCAUCUACCGACCCUUUCUCCCGAUCGAUCUUGCCGAGCUUGCAGGCACCGGACAGCACCAGUCUUGGCAAAUCGAGGCAACCAACAUGUGCUUCCUGCACGCGAACGCGAUCUCGGAACUGGUGGAACUGGGGAAGCAGACCGGCACCAUCGAAUGGCCUGCCUUCGUGGGGUAUUGCAUAUGCACGGCCGGCACGGUUCAUAUUCACGGCGCCCACUACAACAAGCACGGCAGCGGCGAUUCGACCGUGUUCAGCAUGUCAGCAGACUUCCUAUCACGGGAGAUGCAACAACUGAGCGAACUACGAUAUGCCUGGGCUAGCGUCCAGCAUCAGAGAGAAACGCUCCAGGGCAUCUACAACGCGCAUUCAGAGCUGGUCAAGAGCCUUGCAAACAACCCUAUGCGCUAUUCUCCGGCGUUCCAUCUCGAGGAUUUCUUUGACCGGUACUCCAACAUUGGUGGACCUGGCGGGCAGACAUUCAACUUUGACGCAGCGAACCUGAGCCUUUCCGAUGUGGUUGUCGACUUCACUACGGAUACGUACACGGGCCACGAUCUCUACGCCCCUCGUGCAAACAGUAUGCAUGAAGCAGAGCGACCCAACCUGAAGCGCAAGAACACGGCUCCGUCCGGCCGGAAACGCCCUGACGCCAAAGUUCUCUCGCCUCUCAGUACCACUAGCAUGGCGCCUCCCAAUGGCUUACCGACGCCGUCUCAUACUCGCCAUUCAUUUUCUCAUCCGACCCCUACAAUGGCUGCCCAUCCAUCCCCAGGACUGCUUGGAACGCCCACCUCCUUACCUCCACAUCCCGAGGUGAUGGAGCACCCCUCAAUGGCUGUACCCCACGGCCAUUACGACGAGACAGCAGCCAACAACGCGGCUGUUGCGGCGGCCGCCGCGGCCGGCUUCUCACUCGGACAUCAACCCCACCAUCAAGGCAACAUGUCGGCGCUUCCUACAGCCCCCUUUUCGCCGCAAUUCAGUUUCGCCACGCCUGGCCCGAGCGGGAACAACGAGGGAGGUGGCAGCUACGAUCCCAUGUUUGGCGGUCUGCCAACGAACGCCUUCGGCAGCCCGGCGGCCUGGCACGGCGACGAAGGAGGUAAUAAGAUUGCGGGGGUUGCCGCGCCCAGCCCUGGGAACAGGAGCAACAAUGGCAGUACGGGUACUGGUCCGGGCGAGGAGAAGGAUCCCUUCCUCAGUCUGCUGGAACAGCUUGCGGAAAAUGAGCAUCACUUUGCACGAGGCCCUGGCAGCGAGCUCGACUUCUUUUUCGGCGGCACCGGAGCGACACAGUAG